AUGGCCAUGAGUUCCUAUUUGAUCAACUCCAACUAUGUGGACCCUAAGUUUCCACCCUGCGAGGAAUAUUCCCAGAGCGACUACCUACCCAGUCACUCUCCGGACUACUACAGCGCCCAGAGGCAAGACCCCUCGUUCCAGCAUGAGUCGAUCUACCACCAGCGGUCGGGCUGCGCCGACCCACCCUACUCAUCGUGCCAGGGUCCGGGGCAGCCUGCCGCGGUUAUCUCUCCGCGAGGUCACGUUCUACCCACAACCGCACUCUCGACCCCUCUCCCUGAACCAAGCCAUCAUUGCGACUCGGUAACUCCAAGCCCUCCGCCAGCCUGCGGUCAGACUCCCACUAGCCAAAACACUUCAACGGUCAGCUCAAGAAAAGAUCCCGUGGUAUACCCCUGGAUGAAAAAAGUCCACGUAAACAUCGUGAGCCCGAACUAUUCAGGGGGUGAACCAAAGCGCUCGCGCACAGCGUACACGAGGCAGCAAGUCCUGGAAUUGGAGAAAGAGUUCCAUUACAACCGCUAUCUGACCCGCAGAAGAAGGGUGGAAAUCGCCCAUACACUAUGCCUAUCUGAACGACAAAUUAAGAUUUGGUUUCAGAACCGGCGCAUGAAGUGGAAGAAGGACCAUAAGCUUCCGAACACCAAAAUACGCAGUAACUCUGCAAGCACUAAUUCAAGCGGCUGCCCGACAUUGUGCAGCAAUCAGAGCCGAGCAAGCGGACCUCCGCCAAGUCUAUAG
This is a messenger RNA of Danio rerio (zebrafish), 741 nucleotides long. RefSeq names its product homeobox B4a (gene hoxb4a). Gene Ontology annotation, molecular function: DNA-binding transcription factor activity, RNA polymerase II-specific; DNA-binding transcription factor activity; DNA binding. The record is from RefSeq and is marked validated. NCBI's taxonomy places the organism in Eukaryota, Metazoa, Chordata, Actinopteri, Cypriniformes, Danionidae. Gene Ontology annotation, cellular component: nucleus. Gene Ontology annotation, biological process: regulation of DNA-templated transcription; regulation of transcription by RNA polymerase II.